Molecule: messenger RNA, 5218 nt
Organism: Oreochromis aureus
Lineage: Eukaryota; Metazoa; Chordata; Actinopteri; Cichliformes; Cichlidae
Gene: lmod3
Product: leiomodin 3 (fetal)
Exons: 3
Coding region: 505-2442 (645 amino acids)
Biological process (GO): pointed-end actin filament capping; muscle contraction; myofibril assembly
Cellular component (GO): striated muscle thin filament; myofibril
Molecular function (GO): tropomyosin binding
Source: RefSeq, a predicted model, not a curated record
GCCAAAACGUAUAGAAAAAUAUACUAGCUAACUGUGGGUUAGGAGUAUACAAGGCCUAAAGUGAUUGUGAUAACUAACCCCUGAAAACAAGCUAACUCUUUUGGCUCAUGGUUUGUUGUGUAACUCUGGGAGGAGCUCUGUUUGCAUGGGACAUGUUAACCCUCCCGCUGGGCCUGUAAAAACAUCCCACCUGCUGCAGUCAAUCCAGCGUUUUCCUUUUGCCUGAAGCAACUGUCAUCUCAAAAGAUUCUGAUGACCAGGGCAGCUGGCAGAAGGGUCUGAAAAAAGAAUGUUAGCAUGUCUUUCCUCUGUUGGUACCGUAAAUAUCUUCCAUGUAGUUCACAGGGUUUAUUUUAGUCCGUGAGGCAGGAUCAAACUGUUUCUAGCUAAAGUCAAAGUCAGAGGCUUCCCAGUUUGCUCUGUGUUGAGUCAGAGAUUGGAUAAAAAGUUGUCUUUUGCCUUGAUAUCGACAAGAAAACACAACUUUAAAACUUUAGUGCAAAUAUGUCUAACGGCAGAGACCUUGAGGAUCUCAAUGAAGAGGACAUUGAUGAGGAUGAAAUCCUUGCAAUGCUUUCGCCUGAGGAGCUUAAGGAGCUUCAGAGUGAGAUGGAUGUUAUUAUUGCACCAGAUGAGAGUGUACCAGUAGGACAGAGACAGAAGGACCAGACAGAAAAACCUCCGACAGGAACGUUUGACCACAGAUCCCUAGUUGAUUACCUCUACUGGGAGAAAGAGUCUAAACGUAUGCUCGAAGAAGAAAGAGUGCCUGCUACUCUCCUGCCCAGUGAGAAAACCUUGAGGGAGGAAUCUGAAAAGAAAGAAAAAGAAGAAAACACAGGAUGUGGCAAAUAUGAGGUGUAUGAAGUGAUAGAGGAAGUCAUUGAAGAAGAAGCUGCAGAUUGUGAAAAUGGAGAGGAAAUUAUAGAGGAGAUUAUUGAGGAAAUUGUUGAAGAAGUGGAUGAGAGGGCUGAAAAGGACAAAAUAAUAGAUGUGGGAAAAGAGAAAGAGGCGAAGCAACUUGCUGAAGUCGAACCUGAAAAUGUAGGUGAACACGCAGAGCCUCUUGAUAUCACAGAAAAAGCACCAGGAAAAAAUACAACUGACAGUCAGCCUUUUUCAGGCACAACGGAGACUACUGAGACCUUAGCUCUGAAACACAACACCGAAGAGAAAGAAGGAAAUAAAAGUACAAAAUGUUUGCCUCCCCAAGAGGCUCCAGAGGAGCCAGAAACAGUUGAACCCAAUGAGAAGCUUCCAGAGAAAGAAGAGAGAAAAAUAGGUAAACUGAAAAUUCCGAAGCUUUCACUCAAUAAUAUAAAAAUUACAUCAAGACCUUCAGGAAAUGAUACAAACUUGGAGUCGACACUUGAUAAGAUCCGCAAAAACAACCCCUCUAUCACUGAGGUAAACCUCAACAAUAUAGAAAACAUUCCCAAAGAGAUGCUCGUGGACUAUGUCAACGCCCUGAAGAAGAAUAAAUAUGUGAAAACAUUCAGUUUAGCCAACACUGGUGUCGAUGAAAAUAUUGCUUUCAAUCUAGCCAACAUGCUACGAGAGAAUCGCAGCAUUACGACUUUAAACAUUGAGUCAAACUUCAUAACUGGAAAAGGCAUCGUUGCCAUCAUUCGCUGCCUCCAGUUCAAUGAGACUCUCACAGAGCUGCGUUUUCACAACCAGAGGCAUAUGCUAGGUCAUCACGCAGAGAUGGAAAUCUCUCGCUUGCUCAAGGCCAACAACACUCUUCUGAAGAUGGGCUACCACUUUGAACAGCCAGGGCCCAGGAUGGUAGUGACCAACAUUUUAACAAGGAAUCUGGACCGUCAGAGGCAGCUGAGGAAGGAAGAGCAGAGGCAGCAACAGCUAAAGCAGCAGAGGGAGCUCAUGCAGAUGUAUGAGAGCAGUCUCAAUCUGCCUCCUGGUUUACUUGAGAUGCUGGGAUACAUACCACCCAUAGAAUUCCUACAGGAGCAUGGACUUGUCCCACCCUCAUCAGAGCUGAAUGCUGUUGUGCAAACACAACACCAGACAGAACAACCAGAGCCCCAGAAAAAGAUCAAACACAAAAGCAUUCCCAAACAAGCCAGCGAUGAACCAGCAAACCCAUUAAAGGAUGUCCAGCUGAGGAGAACUCCAAAAAAACGUGAUCCUUUAUUCGAGCUGGACCCAAGAGAUGAUAGAAGAUCAGAAAGGGGAAGCUUUCAACUGAGGAAGACUCCCAAAGUGAAGGAUACAGGCAGUGCAGGGAAGGAAGAUGAAACAGCCAACCUGACUGACGUGAUCAAGUCUUUAAAACCUGUCCCUCGCAGACGAUUACCUCCAAAGGUUGACCUCACACCUCGUGAUCAGCUCCUAAAUGAUAUCAAAAAGAGCAACGUGGCUUAUCUCAAAUCAGUGCCUCUCCCUAAAGCCCUGGAAUCAAGUGAAACGAGUCUCCUGUAAGGCGCUGCUGUUUCUUCACCAUAGUAUUUGUUUUUAUUACACAUGCUCAGUAUUAGUCACUUCAAAUGAACAGUACAAAUUGCUACUGAACUUUAAUUACCUAGAGAAAAAUACUGGUUAGUUCUGUUUUAUUUCAAUACGUGAUCUAGUCUUGGGAAAGUCACAGCAAUUAAAAACACUGACUACAGCCAAAUAUUGUGUAUUAAUUCUACAGUAAAGCGUUUCUGAACACAGUGCAUGGUUAAGAAAAAAAAGUGUAUUCACACAGUAUUUGUUCAUGAAGUCUACAUAUACAACAAUUUCUCUAAUCUUUGUGCUUAAAAUGAAUUAGCAAGCGUGUCUGACUGAUGUGACUUAAACAUUUUGCUAUUAAAAUAUAAACCUUCUUUGCUGGGGGAUGUUUUUUAAAUUAAUUUAACAUCACUGGUCAUUGUAGAGGUGCCAUUAGCUGUAACGCACAUCCAUCCUGAGGGAAUCAUUUUUUCAUCCUGAAAUGAGUGCUGGAUAUAGAAAAAAAAAAUUACCCAUAUAAUCUGUGUAGUAAAUUCAUGCCCCCCAGACAGUUUAUUUAAAUGAUAUAUAAAUCUGCAAAGCUUUUAUUCCCCCCCACUAACCCGCUAUUCAGUAGUCGUUUUUCUCUCUUUUUUCAGUAAAAUCCUACAGUAUACUUUUUGUUUUAGACUUAUCUGGAACAAAGUCUGCAACAUAAAGUACUUUGCAAAGGUCAUUUAUUUGAAUAUAACAAAAAUGCCAAAAUUAACACAGUUUGAGCCGGUAAUCUAUUAAUUGUAAGGUCAGUACUUCAAUCCCUGGCUCCUCCAGGCUGCAUGACAAAGUGUCCUUGGGGAGGAUACUGAACCACAACUGUGUUCAUCAUAGUGUCAAUGUGAACUUAGGUAUAGCAAAAACGUUUGUAUGAAUAUGAUGAAUAGUAAACUGUAUUAAGUGCUUUGAAUGCUCCUGCAGAGUAGAAAAGCACUAUAUAAGAACCAGUCUAUUAUCAUUUACCAAUAACUUGGUUAAAAAUUGUGCAAGCAGAGAAUGAAAGAAGAAGUGGCAAGCUGAAAAAAACUGUCUACAACAGCAUGCAGAAUCCAUGUUCUUAAGAGAUUCGGAGGCAAGUCCUGACAGAGGAACUGAGACAUUCAUGUGGCCGUUCAGUUGAUCCAUCUGCUGUUUGCUGAAGCCUCAUCAGAAAUCUUCUGAGUGGAAGGGUGGAUGUCAAGAAGCCUUAAAUAAGGGAGACAGGGAGAAAAGGCUGAGGUAUGCCAAAUUACACGCGAACUGGACUACAAACCAGUGGCAAAACAUCUUGUGCAGUGAAUCCAAAUUUGAAAUUUGCUUCAAAUCACUUUCACUGUCUACAGGAUGGGGGUGGGAGGGGGCACAACCAUGACUGUCUACAGCCAUCUGUAAAACAUGGUGGAGAGUCAUGGUGCCAUGGUUUAGUGCUGCAUUUCAGCCAGUGAUGUUGGGGAUCUUGUCAAAUUUGAUUACAUUUUGAAUGCAGGAAUACAGUACUGUCAAGUUUUGAUCGACUAUACAUUACCAUGUGGAAAAGUAUCUGAUUGGCAACAGCUUAAUUUUAUCACAACAAUAUUUCCAAACACACUACCAAUGUAGCAAAAACACACCUUGAUAGGAAAACACACAGGGGAUCAGUACCAGACACGAUUUGGCCUCUCCAGAGCUCAGACCUCAACAUUACUGAAGCCAUGUGGGAUCAUCUUGACAGAAAACAGAACAAAAGGCAACCAACAUCCAAAGAAGAGCUUUGGAUGUCCCACAAGAAGCCUGGAGAUCUAUUCCUGAAGACUACUUAAUGAAAAACCUUUCAUUUUGCCUGUGUUCAGGCAGCAUGAAGAAAAAAAGAAAAGAUGGAGACUCUGUUUUUACCUCAUAUGCUGUAUUUGUUUGAUGUUUGCACAUUUCACGAAAUUGCUUCACCCACUUCAUAUUUUCCCAGAAAAAUAUAGAUACAAGCGAUGGCUUGAGACUUUUGCACAGUACUGUAAAUCAAAUUACAUUUAUUUUUAUAGAGGACAGCCAAGUUUUAUUUUCCAUUCAUCGCUUUUCAAGAAUGGAAAUGUCACCAAAAAACAUAUAUAACACACCCACACACAUAUAAUGCUGCAUCCAAAAUCAAUUAAAAACGAACUGACAUUUGAGUAGGUAGCAUGUACAAACUGCAUUCAGUGUGCAUUUGUGAACAGAAGUGGGAAAUAAUAAAUAUCAGUAUAAAAUAAUUAUUGUAGCUUUUUCAGAAUUCCAUGAGAUGUCGACUAAUGAACAGGGAAAUGUGGUAAAAGUCAAUUGUAAAUUUAUAUUUUAAAUAGAUUUCUGCAUGCUAAAUAAUGACACAUCAGAAAUAACAAAAAUAUACAUAACAUAUACUCAAACGAUAAAGCUGCACUUGCCAUUCUUUUUUCCGUAUUGCAUAGCUGUGAACAGAGGGGAUACACUCAGGCCACCCUGUACAGUCAGAAACUGUAUGCACAAAUCUUGUGACAAAUCGAAUAUCCACACUGCAUUAUUAUUUUGAGUUAGGACAUGUAACAAUGUCUAUGCAAGAAGCAAACUUUUUUUCAGCAUUCAUAAAGCUCCUGCAAUGGCAAAAUUGGAGUUAUUGCGGUUUAAUAAGCAGUUCACUUGGUGGCAGCGGUGCGUUUUGGUAAUCUGGGUCUACUCGGUGAGAAUAAAGAUAAACGUGGUGAUUUUGAGGUAGCAAACUGAAAAGAAAUGAUUUUUUUUUUUUUUAGAACAAAUACAACUGGUA